This is a messenger RNA of Thalassophryne amazonica, 1601 nucleotides long. RefSeq names its product homeobox A1a (gene hoxa1a). Bases 7 to 990 code for a protein of 327 amino acids. Lineage: Eukaryota; Metazoa; Chordata; Actinopteri; Batrachoidiformes; Batrachoididae. The transcript has 2 exons. The record is from RefSeq and is a predicted model, not a curated record. Gene Ontology annotation, biological process: regulation of transcription by RNA polymerase II. Gene Ontology annotation, molecular function: DNA-binding transcription factor activity, RNA polymerase II-specific; RNA polymerase II cis-regulatory region sequence-specific DNA binding. Gene Ontology annotation, cellular component: nucleus.
GCUGCAAUGAGCAGCUUCUUAGACUACUCGGUGAUGAGCGGUGAAGGUGGCUCAUGCUCUGUCAGGGCUUUCCACUCGGACCACGGGAUUACAGCUUUCCAGUCCUGCGCGGUUACGGUCAGCAACUGCGGGGCGGAUGACCGUUUCAUGACAGGCAGAGCUUCCCCAGACGGCAUUCACCACCAGCCGGGGUCAUACCAGCCCACAGCGGGAUCGCUGGGUCUCACAUACGGAGCCCACCCGGCCUGUAGCUCCAGCUAUGGCGCACAAAGUUUCUGCGCCACUUAUAACCAUUACGCGCUCAAUCAGGAAGUAGAAUCCACUGGAUUUGCCCAGUGCGGCCCCCUGAUGUAUUCGGGUAACAUUUCCUCCUCCGUGGUCUCGCAGCAUCGCCAAGGUUACAGUGCCGCCGCCCCACUGGGCCAGCUGCAGUAUGCCCCAGCAGCCUAUGGCGGCGGGCACGAGCAAGCAUCCGCUUUCGCAGGCUGCUCAAACUCACUGUCACCGCUGCACGCAGCUCACCUGGAGGCAUGCUGCUCCCCUCUGUCGGAGGGUGCAUCCUCUGCGCAAACCUUCGACUGGAUGAAAGUGAAGAGAAACCCACCGAAAACAGGAAGAUCUGGGGAGUACGGUUACGGCGGGCAGCCGAACACGGUCCGGACCAAUUUCACCACCAAGCAGCUGACGGAGCUGGAGAAGGAGUUCCACUUUAACAAGUACCUGACCCGCGCGCGGCGCGUGGAAAUUGCUGCCGCUCUUCAGCUCAACGAGACUCAAGUGAAAAUCUGGUUCCAGAACCGGAGGAUGAAGCAGAAGAAGCGCGAGAAGGAGGGGCUGGUUCCUGCCAAAGCUCCGUCCUCUGAGCCCGGUGAGCUCAUUCAGGAGAAAAUGGACGACGCUGCGUCGGAGAAGUCUCUCUCAGCCCCGUCUACCCCAUCGCCGAAAUCCACGGGAUCAUCCACGGGUGCAGAUCCCUACCCCUCCAACUAAAAACAAACAAACAAACAAAAACAAAAAAACAAACUCCAACUGCCUCUUUAAGGGCCACAGGUCUGAAGAUCACCCAGCAUAUCAAACCCACAGUCCUGACUGAAUAUUAAGUCUCGAUGCACUAUUUGGGACAUUGGAAAACAUAUAUGGACCGUGGGGUAUAUAUUUAUUUAUAUAUAGGGUCUUUUGUGUGACUGCGAUAUAGAGGCUGUAGCUGAACGUGUGUCAGAUUUAUUUAGAGUUUUGAUGUUACUUAUGCGCUGUGGUAAAUGCGCAACAGCUCACCUGAAACGUCACAAAGCUCCACAAAGAAAUACCUCAAAAUGUACCAAAGAUGUGCGUCAUGGCCGCGGCCAGUCCUCAUUGCACUAGAUGUCUUCCAUUAGGCAUCAUGCUGAUGAAUCAGUGUUCAAACUCACGGUGUGGGUGUGUGUUUGUGUGUGUGCGUGACGCGCACUGCUUUCAUGUCCAACCGGUGGGGCGCUGAGUUUUAUCAGUUGGGGGACCGGUCAUAUAUAUAUAUCCAUGUACGUUCCUGUUACCUAUUUAAUCCAAAGGAGCAGAUCAUCUUUUGUCCAGAGAGACAUUUACGGGUGAAUCAUCUAUAUAUU